Dothidotthia symphoricarpi CBS 119687 is the source of this 572-nucleotide messenger RNA. RefSeq lists its product as uncharacterized. The transcript has a single exon. The coding region runs from base 151 to 459 and encodes 102 amino acids. The record is from RefSeq and is a predicted model, not a curated record. Lineage: Eukaryota; Fungi; Ascomycota; Dothideomycetes; Pleosporales; Dothidotthiaceae.
GUUGGGGUCUGUGCGCGGCUGCGACUGACGCGUCCGAAUGCAAGCCGCAAUUCUUCGACUGUACACGCCAUUAUAGUUUUCUUGCAUGCUUCUUGAUCUCGAUGAUCCCGAGCAUCUAGGAAGAGAUCACUGCUGUCUGCACCUCGCUAAAUGCAACAUGUCCGAGACCACGUCUCAAGAAGCACAAGAAAAUGUUCGCGCGAUGCAGGCGCGACCCGUGAACGCGUCCACGAUAGCCUAUCCACCAUUAAGCUACUAAAGCGCUUCCGAAAGUGCUCUGGGACCGUGCCGUUUCUUUCAAAUAAUACGUGCGUCAAGUAUGGGCGCAGCAUGCAUCUCAGCGAAGCAUGCAUUAUACGAUUCAUUGCCGAACGACUUACGGGCACGACCAUGUCAGUACAUGCCCUUUGUGUCCUAUCAAUGUCCCCUGUUGCGAAGCUCUUGCCUUCCCUGUACUGAUUUCAAUAGAGUUACGUACUCGUAAUGCAAGACUCACUUUCUAUUGCGUGGGCGAAAGCACGUCUGAAGUACCUUUGUAUUUCCUCAUACACUACCUGGAGUGAAGUAUGAUC